CUUCAUCAUUUGAUAAGCCAUUAAGACGCCCUUUUGUAUCAUGCUACUCUUCCAGACAAUCACGAUUACUGCAACUAUAACCUUUACCUAUGCACAUAGAUGUUACGAUGGGCAAUACCAGCGCGACAAUAAACCAAUAUUGACAAUAGAAUGUGGAGGAAGGCACUGUACAAAGAUUCAACCACACCCAUUCGACCAGGAUUUUUAUGGAUGCGAUCUGACAGAACUAUGCAGAAAGAAAGAUGAUGGCUGUAGUGAAGAUUCACUAGGAACAACGUGCUGCUGUCAAGGAGAAUUAUGCAACAUCUCCACUCAACCUUCGUGUUUAAUCGUUCUCCCAAUACUUGCAUUGUACAAAGUGUUUAUGUAGAUCGGUUUGUCAUUCACAGGUGCCUAAGCUCGGACAAUUUUUUUUUUACCUUUCCACAUCCUCUGUACUUCGAAUUGAUCCACCACUUGAAAUAAUAACUAUGAGGGAUUUUUUGAGCGUAAUGUACAAAUCUCCCUCACGUGCGUAACGCCAAAGAAUUUGCUAGCAGUAAUCACAAAUAAUUUUUUUUCUAACUUUAGAUUAGCAAUUGGUCAAGUACGUUUCUUGCUAAUUUGUGCAUUUGCAAAAUUUUGGAAUGCGACGGAAUAUGCCUCAUAAGUAAGAAAAUACAUGAGAUGCUAUCUGUUGUGUCAGUGUUUUAGUAAUCAAUUGCCAAUUGUCAUAGUGUGAUCUGUCGCAAUACUCCAUAGGAUUUUCACUAUGCGCGAGAAAUGAGCGCUAUAAAAAGCGCUCAUUUUAGCAAAUGAUUC
Cylicocyclus nassatus is the source of this 801-nucleotide messenger RNA. The record is from the annotation of a GenBank genome assembly. NCBI's taxonomy places the organism in Eukaryota, Metazoa, Nematoda, Chromadorea, Rhabditida, Strongylidae.